Messenger RNA from Equus quagga, 2144 nucleotides. It is a transcript of the gene SLC39A4, whose product is annotated as solute carrier family 39 member 4. The record is from RefSeq and is a predicted model, not a curated record. Gene Ontology annotation, cellular component: membrane. The coding region runs from base 1 to 1986 and encodes 661 amino acids. Lineage: Eukaryota; Metazoa; Chordata; Mammalia; Perissodactyla; Equidae. Gene Ontology annotation, molecular function: zinc ion transmembrane transporter activity. The transcript is spliced from 12 exons. Gene Ontology annotation, biological process: intracellular zinc ion homeostasis; zinc ion import across plasma membrane.
AUGAGCGCACGUGGGGGCCUCAGCAUGGCAGGCCUGCUCCAGCUCAAGCCGGGGCUGCUGCUGGCCGUGCUGGUGGUGACUGGGACGGCGGCUCAGCCUGCCCUUCUUCUGACCUUGCUGUCCUCAGGCCAGGGAGUUCUGGACCGCGUGGCACUGGGCAGCCUGUUAAAUACACUGGCGGCCCGUGUGCACUGCACCGACGGGCCGUGUGGAAAGUGCCUGUCUGUGGAUGACGCCCUGGCCCUGGGCAGGCCUGAGAAGCCAGGGCCCCAGCAGUCCGUCUUGGAGCCCGGGCACAUCGCCCGCCUCAGUGCUGCCGCUGCCCUCUACCUCAGCGACCCUGAGGGCACAUGUGCAGACAUCCAGGCUGGCCGCUGGGCCUCCCGCGCCGACCACCUCCUGGCCCUGCUUGAGGGCCCUGAGGCCCUGACCCCAGGCCUGAGCAGGCUGCUGCAGAGGAUUCAGAGCCAGGUCGCUGGCCGGUCUACUGCAGAGGAGGCCUGUGUGGACCUGUCUCAGCUGCUGGAGGAGGCAGCAGGGGCAGGGGCUCCUGGCAGCCCAGGCCCAGUGCUAGCUGUCCUGCUGGACUACGUCAGGAGUGGGUCCUGCUUCCGCACCCUGCCAACCCCCCAGUACUUUGUGGACUUCGUGUUCCGGCAGCACAGUGAUGAGGCUCCCAACAUCACACUGACUGAGCUGGCAGCCUUGAUGCAGCGCCUGGGGAUAGGCGAGACCCACGGAGACCACGAUGACCACAGUGACCAUGAUCAUCUGGGAAAAGGGGCCAAGGCCCGGGACUCUGUGCAGCUUGCCACCUCCAACAGCAGCUCCAACACGUGGGACACACUAUGCCUGAGUGCCAGGGAAGUGAUGGCUGUGUAUGGGCUGUCUGAGGAGGCUGGUGUGACCCGGGAGGCCUGGGCCCAGCUGAGCCCUGCCCUGCUCCAGCAGCAACUGAGUGGAGCCUGCAGCCCUCAGCCAGAGUCCUCCACCGAGGAGCAGCUCAGCAAGGCAGAAAAGUACCUGUAUGGCUCACUGGCCACGCUGCUCAUCUGCCUCUGUGCAAUUUUCGGUCUCCUGCUUCUGACCUGCGCCCGCUGCAGCGCUGCCACCCACUACGUCAUCCAGACCUUCCUGAGCCUGGCUGUGGGUGCGCUCACUGGUGAUGCCCUCCUGCACUUGAUGCCCAAGGUGCUGGGACUGCACACCCACGAUGGGGAGGGCCAUGACCAACAGCCCACCUGGCGCCUGGUGGCCAUGCUCGGAGGCCUCUACGCCUUCUUCCUGUUCGAGAACCUCUUCAACCUCUUGCUGCCCCUGGACCCAGAGGACCCAAAGGACGGGCCUUGCAGCCACAGCGGCCACAGCCACGGCGGCCACAGCCACGGCGUGUCCCUGCAGCUGGCGCCGAGUGAGCUCCGGCCACCCAAGCAGCCCCACCAGGGCUCUUGCGCUGACCUGGUGACGGAGGAGAGCCCGGAGCUGCUGAGCCCGGAGCCCCGGAGACUGAGCCCAGGGCUGAGGCUGCUGCCCUACAUGAUCACGCUGGGCGACGCCGUGCACAACUUCGCCGACGGGCUGGCCGUGGGCGCCGCCUUCGCGUCCUCCUGGAAGACCGGGCUCGCCACCUCGCUGGCGGUGUUCUGCCACGAGCUGCCGCACGAGCUGGGGGACUUCGCGGCCCUGCUGCACGCAGGGCUGUCGGUGCGCCGGGCGCUGCUCCUGAACUUGGCCUCGGCGGUCACUGCCUUCGCCGGCCUCUACGUGGCGCUCGCAGUCGGCGUCGACGAGGACAGCGAGGCCUGGAUCCUGGCGGUAGCCACCGGCCUGUUCCUCUACGUGGCGCUCUGCGACAUGCUCCCGGCCAUGCUGAACAUGAGGGACCCGCGGCCCUGGCUCCUCUUCCUGCUGCACAACGUGGGCCUGCUGGGCGGCUGGACCGUCCUGCUGCUGCUGUCGCUGUACGAGGACAACAUCACCCUCUGAUAGCCGCCGCCCCAUCUCUGGCCUUUGACUCCGGCUCCUGACCCUGGAUUAUCUCAGCCCCUUAGACCUGCCAGCCACACCCGAACCUGUAUCCAGCUACCCGGAGAGCCCCAGGCCUUUGAGAACCUCCCUCCUCCAUGCCCCAGCACCCAGCUUCA